AAUCCUUACAACUGAAUUAGUCAACACGAACUACUUUCCAUAACCAACAAACUUAACAAAAUUAGUUAAUUUUUAAAAAGACACUACAAUGACUCAACGAACGCAGAGAUAUAUAAGUUUGGCGGGUUCCAUGGUGCGAAGGUUUCACGUUGCCCGAUUUCCAAGAUGUAACCAAGUGGCAAUGUCGAAUUUCGACUGCAAUGCACCCUUACCCUAUGAAAAGUUAAGAGAGACUCUGGAAUGCGUGAAGAAUCGAUUAACAGGACCUCUGACGCUUUCGGAAAAGAUACUAUAUUCCCAUUUGGAUCAACCGGAUACGCAGGAAAUUGAACGUGGCAAGUCCUAUUUAAGAUUGCGUCCAGAUCGUGUGGCUUUGCAGGAUGCAACUGCUCAAAUGACACUUCUUCAAUUCAUUUCCUCGGGCCUGAAAAAGGUUGCCGUGCCAUCUACAGUUCACUGUGAUCAUCUCAUCGAGGCUCAAAUAAGUGGUGUUAAGGAUUUAGAAAGAGCAAAGGAUAUCAACAAGGAGGUGUACGAUUUUCUAGCUUCAGCGUGUGCAAAGUACAACUUGGGUUUCUGGAAACCGGGAAGUGGCAUCAUCCAUCAGAUUAUCCUAGAGAACUACGCCUUUCCGGGCUUGCUGAUGAUCGGCACCGAUUCCCACACUCCGAACGGCGGUGGUUUGGGCUGCCUUUGCGUCGGCGUCGGUGGUGCAGAUGCCGUGGAUGUGAUGGCCAAUAUUCCCUGGGAACUAAAGUGCCCCACUGUCAUUGGAUGUCAUCUGACUGGGAAGAUCAGUGGCUGGACUUCGCCGAAGGAUGUGAUCCUGAAGGUGGCUGAGAUUCUGACUGUUAAAGGAGGCACUGGUGCCAUUGUGGAGUACCAUGGACCGGGUGUCGAAUCCAUUUCAUGCACGGGAAUGGCCACCAUCACGAAUAUGGGAGCUGAAAUUGGAGCUACAACUUCUGUUUUUCCUUUCAACGAACGGAUGGUAAUUUAUUUAAAAGCCACGGGCAGGGAAAAAAUCGCCGAAGAAGCGAUGAAGUACAAGGAUCUCCUAACCGCGGACGAGGGUUGCAAAUACGACAAGGUGAUCGAGAUCAACUUGGAUACACUGGAACCCCUGGUAAACGGGCCAUUUACACCUGACUUGGCCCAUCCAAUCAGCAAACUGGGUGAGAACUCCAAGAAGAAUGGUUAUCCAAUGGACAUCAAGGUGAGUCUGAUUGGAUCCUGCACGAAUUCCUCUUACGAGGAUAUGGGAAGGUGUGCCAGCAUUGCCAACGAUGCUAUAAGCCAUGGCCUAAAGGCCUGUGUACCAUUUAAUGUUACUCCGGGAUCGGAACAAGUUCGUGCCACAAUUGCAAGGGACGGGAUCAUCGAUGUCCUGGAAAAGUUUGGUGGCACCGUGCUGGCAAAUGCCUGUGGUCCUUGCAUCGGUCAGUGGGAUCGCAAGGAUGUGAAAAUGGGUGAGAAGAACACGAUUGUCACAUCAUACAAUCGUAACUUUACCGGAAGAAACGAUGCCAAUCCAGCAACUCAUUGUUUUGUUACCAGUCCGGAAAUGGCAACCGCAUUAGCAAUUGCAGGUCGUUUGGACUUCAAUCCUCUGGCUGAUGAGCUUGAGGGAAAGGAUGGAAAAAUGUUCAAGCUGCAGGAGCCGAAAGGCGAGGAAUUGCCCGCCAAAGGUUUCGAUCCCGGUGAGGAUACCUAUCAAGCUCCACCAGAAAACGGCGACAGUAUUACAGUCAAUGUGGAUCCGAAAUCGGAACGACUGCAGUUGAUGACACCCUUUGAUAAGUGGGAUGGCCAGGAUUACGUUGACUUGGUGGUUUUGAUCAAAAUCAAGGGUAAAUGCACAACAGAUCAUAUAAGUGCUGCUGGACCUUGGCUUAAGUAUCGCGGACAUCUUGAUAACAUAUCCAAUAAUUUGUUUAUCACUGCCACAAAUGCCGAGAACAACGAAUUGAACAAGGUGAAGAACCAAAAGACGGGCAAUUAUGAUGCCGUUCCAGCGGUGGCUCGGGAUUACAAGGCCAACAAGAUGAAGUGGUGCGCGGUGGGUGAGGAGAACUUCGGCGAGGGAUCCUCCAGGGAGCACGCCGCCCUGGAACAGCGUCACUUGGGCGGAGUGGCCGUGAUUGUCAAGUCCUUUGCCAGGAUCCACGAGACCAAUCUCAAGAAACAGGGAAUGCUCGCCCUAACAUUCAGCAAUCCCAGUGAUUACGAUAAAAUCCAACCGUCGAGCAAGAUUUCUCUGUUGAACCUCAAGGAUUUGGCACCCGGUAAACCAGUGGAAGCCGAUAUCAAGAACAAUGGAAGUGGUGUCAAGAUUCAGUUGAAUCACACGUUUAAUGAGCAGCAGAUCGAGUGGUUUAAGGCCGGCAGUGCCUUGAAUUUGAUGAAGGAACUGGCCGCCAAAAAAGGCGAACAAAAAUAGUUUUCAAACAAUAUAUUAAAGAAAUUAUCCAGUUUUUUAUCGGAUGAUACUCACAAUAUUUUCCAGUUGUUAAAAUAGUAAAAAAAAUUGUGUGUCUAGGACUUAUUACCAGAAAAAUAUUUCAUUACAUGAAUUAUUCACCCUGAUGGUUCUUAUCGAAAAUAAAAGUUAACCCAUUUAUACACACUU
Molecule: messenger RNA, 2629 nt
Organism: Drosophila ficusphila
Lineage: Eukaryota; Metazoa; Arthropoda; Insecta; Diptera; Drosophilidae
Gene: mAcon2
Product: probable aconitate hydratase, mitochondrial
Exons: 1
Coding region: 89-2440 (783 amino acids)
Biological process (GO): tricarboxylic acid cycle
Cellular component (GO): cytosol; mitochondrion
Molecular function (GO): aconitate hydratase activity; 4 iron, 4 sulfur cluster binding
Source: RefSeq, a predicted model, not a curated record